AUGAAUGUGCCGGUGCAGCAUCUCGUCGGUAGAUAUCCGAGUAAGGAACAGUUGACCCUCAAGGGUAUCUGGGGUGGAGGGCUCUACGAGGAGGAGGAGCUACCGUACUUGAACCGGGGCUGGUGCUGGAAGACGCUGCUGCUCUCGGAUCAGGGAGAGGGAUCGUGGUUUGACAUAGCCACCAGCCGGGCCGCUGCGACCCCAGAGGAUAGUGUGCGCCAGCUUACUGGUGAGACGGCGGUUGAGCAGGACACGGACGACGCGCCGCUGGACGACAGGCUGAAGGAACAUGCCACCGCGCAGGAGCAGCUACAGAUCAUUCAGCUGGACGUCAGCCGACUACUGUUGGACCCCAUAUUCACGGUCCCCGAGGUGCAGAACGACAUGGUGGAGAUUCUGCGCCAGUAUAUGCUGGAGUCGGGGCGGCCGUACAAGCAGGGUUUCCAUGAGCUAUGCGGCAUGUUCUACAUGCAGCUUUACCGCAACGGCUACCGGGACGGCAUCCAGCACACCACGCUACAUAUGUUCAAGGAGUUCAUCGCAGAGGUAGCUGUGACCUUCUACGACGAGGGAAACCUCAUCGAGUGGACGAAGAACACGUUUGAACCGAUACUUCGACACGCGUUGCCAGGCUUGUACGAGCAGCUUCUAAUGCACCAUGAGCUGGACAACUCGAUAUGGCUCAUCCGCUGGAGCAGGCUGCUCUUUCUCCGAGAGUUCGAGCUGGAGUACACGCUUUGCUUGUGGGAUCACCUGCUGACAUUUAGAUACCCAGUAUCCCAGCUCGUAGCAGCCAUUAUCGUUGUCUGUCUGACACUCAUUGUACAAGAACUGCAUUCCUGUGAAGACCACGGCGACCUGAUGUCUAUUCUACUGCACUACCCCUCCUCGAAGCUGCUGAGCGCCCCCCAGAUGAUCCGCUCCGCCCGGACGCUUCUUGAUCUGUGGCUCGCCGAACAAUAUGAAGACAUGCAACUCAUCUGCGAUUCACUAAUUAAGUCGCACAACGGCGCCUGGUUCGGACGCAUGCAGGCCGCCGCGGACGGCGGCCACCGCCUGCGUCUGGAGGAACGCCUCAAGCGCCGCGUUGGCGAACGCAUCAGACGCCACCACUCGGUUAGAUAA
Messenger RNA from Eremothecium gossypii ATCC 10895, 1125 nucleotides. RefSeq names its product GTPase-activating protein GYP6 (gene GYP6). Gene Ontology annotation, molecular function: GTPase activator activity. NCBI's taxonomy places the organism in Eukaryota, Fungi, Ascomycota, Saccharomycetes, Saccharomycetales, Saccharomycetaceae. Gene Ontology annotation, biological process: activation of GTPase activity. The transcript has a single exon. The record is from RefSeq and is marked provisional. The coding region runs from base 1 to 1125 and encodes 374 amino acids.